Molecule: messenger RNA, 276 nt
Organism: Microthlaspi erraticum
Lineage: Eukaryota; Viridiplantae; Streptophyta; Magnoliopsida; Brassicales; Brassicaceae
Source: the annotation of a GenBank genome assembly
GUCUUUUGGAGCACUUUGGAGCAUUUGGGACGUGAGGAGCAAGGAAGGACUUGGUGCAUGGACGCAGCUCAACUGGACACGCAAAGGAAGAAGGAGGAAGUCAUCUUGAAGUCAGCUCGACCACCUACUCGACCGGCCAAGCUUCAACUCGAUCGAGCUGAGAAGUCAACAGUCAAACCCGAAAAAUGUUGCUUCCCCCUUGACUUCCCUUUGACCCUAAACCUAAUCUCUUUGUAUUUAAAGGCUCUAAGCCACGAAAAAGACAACAAUCUUUAG